AUGCACGUGGCACUCAAAGGGGGAUGGGAAGCACUCCUUGAGGGGCGCAUAUUCUCCCUUGGAGGUGUUGAGGAAGAAAUGGGAGCCGGCGUCACCGGCCAGGCAGAGCGAUUCGAUAGCGGCGCCUUCGUGGCACGACGCGAGAAUCUUCUUGCCGUGGAUCUCCUUGCUGGAAGAGUAAACCACCAGCUCAAAAGGCUUCGACUGGAUAUACUGGGCGGCGGCGGCGUGAAUCAGUGCCAGGGAGGACAAAGCGGCGGCGACUUUCAUCUUUGCGGUGAUUGCGAAAAAUAA
Molecule: messenger RNA, 294 nt
Organism: Penicillium riverlandense
Lineage: Eukaryota; Fungi; Ascomycota; Eurotiomycetes; Eurotiales; Aspergillaceae
Exons: 2
Coding region: 1-294 (97 amino acids)
Source: RefSeq, a predicted model, not a curated record